CCCAUACUGUUCCAAACGGCCGAGAGCCACUUUCUCUUUCUCCUUAUCCACCAUCAGUCCAUCACCUACCUUUCCAUCGACUUUCAGGCUUCCAUAUCGUUCUCAGUUCCCCCAAUGUUCGUCAAUUGUUUGUAACUACUAAUUCAGUCUCCGCUGCUUCCAAAUCCUCCUCCUGCGGGUAUGGCUGUUUCACCAGGCCACUGCCCUCCCGUCGCCGCCACCGCUCUCACUCCCAACUUUGCUCUCACACAAACACAACUAAGUAAUUCUCUGGGCCUCAAUUUCCUAAUCACACCCCUCAAACUUCGAGGAGGACAACGCACUCAAGUUAGACCACCUGUGAGGCCAGCGGCAGCAUUGGGUGGAUUUCUUGGCGGGAUUUUCGGCUCCGGCACUGACACCGGGGAGACCGCCCGGCAGCUUUACGCCAGCUCCGUUGCACAAAUCAAUAAGAUGGAGUCCGAGAUUUCAUCUCUCUCCGAUUCUCAAUUGAGGGAAAGGACAUCCGCCUUGCAAGAACGCGCCAGACGUGGUGAUUCCUUGGACUCGCUUUUACCUGAAGCAUUUGCUGUUGUCAGAGAGGCUUCCAAAAGAGUGCUUGGUCUUCGUCCAUUUGAUGUACAAUUGAUAGGUGGCAUGGUUCUCCACAAAGGAGAAAUUGCUGAAAUGAAAACAGGGGAAGGAAAGACACUUGUUGCUAUCCUGCCUGCUUUUUUAAAUGCGUUGGCUGGAAAAGGUGUUCAUGUUGUUACUGUUAAUGACUAUUUGGCUCGAAGAGAUUGUGAAUGGGUCGGACAAGUUCCACGUUUUCUUGGAUUGAAGGUUGGCCUAAUUCAGCAGAAUAUGACAAGUGAACAAAGGAGGGAAAACUAUCUAUGUGACAUUACAUAUGUUACAAAUAGCGAGCUGGGCUUUGAUUUCUUAAGAGAUAAUCUUGCCAUGAGUGUCGAUGAGCUUGUCUUGAGAGGUUUCAAUUACUGUGUGAUUGAUGAAGUUGAUUCCAUUCUUGUCGAUGAAGCAAGAACUCCUCUCAUAAUAUCAGGACCUGCAGAAAGACCAAGUGAUCGUUACUAUAAAGCUGCUAAGAUAGCCACAGCUUUUGAGCGAGAUAUACAUUACACUGUUGAUGAGAAGCAGAAGACAGUGUUACUUACUGAACAGGGUUAUGCAGAUGCUGAAGAAAUUCUUGAUGUUAAAGAUUUAUAUGACCCAAGAGAGCAGUGGGCAGCAUACAUAUUAAAUGCCAUAAAAGCUAAGGAACUUUUUCUUAAAGAUGUGAACUACAUAAUCAGAGGCAAAGAGGUUUUUAUAGUGGAUGAAUUUACUGGCCGAGUGAUGCAGGGGAGACGGUGGAGUGAUGGACUACACCAGGCAGUUGAAGCAAAAGAAGGCCUGCCCAUACAAAAUGAAACUGUCACCUUGGCUUCUAUUAGUUAUCAAAACUUCUUUCUCCAGUUUCCGAAACUUUGUGGUAUGACUGGCACUGCUGCUACUGAGAGUACAGAAUUUGAGAGCAUAUACAAGCUUAAAGUUACAACUGUUCCCACAAACAAGCCAAUGAUAAGAAAGGAUGAAUCAGAUGUGGUAUUCAGAGCAACUACAGGAAAAUGGCGGGCAGUUGUAGUAGAGAUAUCUCGGAUGAACAAAACAGGUCGACCGGUGCUAGUUGGCACAACUAGUGUUGAGCAAAGUGAUGCAUUAUCUGGACAACUACAUGAAGCUGGAGUUCCACAUGAGGUUCUGAAUGCAAAACCAGAAAAUGUGGAAAGAGAAGCUGAAAUUGUAGCUCAAAGUGGUCGUCUUGGUGCAGUUACAAUUGCAACAAAUAUGGCUGGCCGUGGUACUGACAUAAUCCUUGGGGGUAAUGCGGACUUCAUGGCUAGAUUAAAGUUACGAGAGAUUUUGAUGCCAAGAGUUGUGAGGCCAGGUGAAGGUGUUUAUGUUUCUGUGAAGAAACCAGCUCCAAAGAAAACAUGGAAGGUUAAUGAGAGCCUAUUUCCAUGCAUAUUAUCCAAUGAGAACACUAACCUGGCUGAGGAAGCUGUACAGUUGGCUGCCAAAACAUGGGGUCCGAGAUCCUUGACUGAGCUUGAAGCAGAAGAACGGCUCUCCUAUUCUUGUGAAAAGGGUCCUGUUCAAGAUGAGGUCAUUUCAAAGCUGCGCAAUGCCUUUCUGGAAAUCGUUAAGGAGUAUAAGUCUUACACAGAAGAAGAAAGGAAGAAGGUUGUAUCUGCUGGUGGACUUCAUGUUGUGGGUACUGAACGUCAUGAGUCACGCCGAAUUGACAAUCAGUUACGUGGUCGUAGUGGCAGACAGGGAGACCCUGGAAGCUCUCGAUUUUUUCUGAGUCUUGAAGACAACUUGUUUCGUGUAUUUGGUGGAGAUCGAAUUCAGGGCUUGAUGAGAGCGUUCAGAGUUGAAGACUUACCAAUUGAAUCCAAAAUGCUAACAAAAGCUCUGGAUGAAGCUCAAAGAAAAGUGGAGAAUUACUUCUUUGACAUUAGAAAACAGUUAUUUGAUUAUGAUGAGGUUCUGAACAGCCAAAGAGAUCGAGUGUACACAGAGAGGAGGCGGGCGUUAGAAUCUGAUGAUCUCCAACCUCUCCUGAUUGAAUAUGCUGAAUUGACAAUGGAUGAUAUCCUAGAGGCCAACAUUGGUUCUGAUGCUCCCCGAGAAAGCUGGGAAGUUGAGAAGCUUAUCGCAAAACUUCAGCAGUAUUGCUAUCUUCUGAAUGAUUUGACCCCAGAUUUGCUGGAUGAUAAAUGCUCGACGUAUGAUGAGUUGAGAGAUUAUCUACGCCUUCGUGGACGUGAUGCGUAUCUUCAAAAACGGGAAAUAGUGGAGAGGGAAGCCCCAGAUUUGAUGAAAGAAGCUGAAAAGUUCUUGAUAUUGACCAAUAUUGAUCGCCUAUGGAAGGAACAUUUGCAAGCGCUAAAAUUUGUUCAACAAGCUGUUGGUCUAAGGGGAUAUGCCCAGAGGGAUCCACUGAUUGAGUACAAACUUGAGGGGUACAAUCUUUUUGUAGAAAUGAUGGCAAGAAUAAGAAGGAAUGUGAUCUAUUCUAUUUACCAGUUCCAACCUGUCUUGCUGAAGGAGCAAAACAAUGUAAGACGUGGAGAACAAAGCGAAGCCGUUGCCAAUGGAAAGGGAGGCCAGCGCGGGACUUCUGACAGUGUAAAUGCUGCCGUGCUGCCGCCCUCUUCAUCUGGAGUUGGUCAGCAGGCAAGUAACUGAAUCUUAAUUGCUUUUGUAGAUUCAUUUUAAUUUUUUUUUUUUUUUUUUUGAA
Messenger RNA from Andrographis paniculata, 3286 nucleotides. RefSeq names its product protein translocase subunit SecA, chloroplastic. The record is from RefSeq and is a predicted model, not a curated record. Gene Ontology annotation, biological process: protein import; protein targeting. Bases 181 to 3234 code for a protein of 1017 amino acids. The transcript is spliced from 20 exons. Gene Ontology annotation, cellular component: membrane. NCBI's taxonomy places the organism in Eukaryota, Viridiplantae, Streptophyta, Magnoliopsida, Lamiales, Acanthaceae. Gene Ontology annotation, molecular function: ATP binding; ABC-type protein transporter activity.